CACACACAUUCAUUCUUUAUCAUUCACCAACUCUCGCACCAACAUUCAGCGUCUGCUGUAAAGUACAUUUGAGCAUUGUUAGCUUUAGACAUUGGCACAGCGUCCUGUUUGCUAUUGCACAGUCACUAAUUUGCAGUUGUACACACAAAAUGGCCCAAGGGGCAGUCGCAAUGGCUCCGACAUCUAACGGGGUCUCUCUAACAGCAGAGGAGCUUCGUGAAAUAUUGGAGUACGAUAAAAUUGUGCAGUUUCGAGAUGCUAUUUUCGCAGGGACGCAUCCUCGGAUAAAAAUACCUGCGCAUCUAGCUGGCAAGCAGAUUCACUCGACGCGCCAGAUAUCUUCCCCGAGUUCCUUCACACCCCGAACAAACCUGCCUGCGCAAUUGGCACAUUCGACGAUGAGCACUCGCACCGAAGAGGCGUCGUCUUCCUUCAACAAAUCUCCCAAUUACCAACGUGCUAGAGGUGCUGCGACAAUGUCUUCGAAGUCAGAGAUUAAUCCUGUCUUGUUGGAAAAAUCUGAUGAUCUUAUCAAGGCUGAGAUACAACUACAAAGACAAAGAUUAGAGCGUGGGUUGAGAGAGCAGAUCGAAAAGCAGCGUCUUGAGGCAAAAGCUUUGCUUCAAACGUCUGAGUCUCUUCCUAACUUUGAUCUUUCCGAAGUUUUGUCAAAAGCUCUUGAAAUCGUACAUCCAUCCACUGCCACAGAAGCUGAACCUUCUGCGGCUGCCCGCUCUUCUGCUAGCGAUUCUUUUGAUGAGAACACUUUCUAUUCAAGUCAGCAUGAUACACCUAUUCCAUCUUCAUCCCCUCGGGAGCAGACAGACUCCGGUAUUUUGCAAUCACAGAGUGCGACGUUGGCUGAUGAGCAUACCAAUGAACUUAUAUCUGCUCAAACCCAAGUCAAGAACCGAGAAGUGGUCAUGACUGGUACUUCGCUAUCCAAUGAUAACCACCUAGCAGCACCAGGUCGUCAUUAUGAGCCGCAUUCACAGAAUUUGGUAGACAGCGCAAGCCUUCAUGAUUCUCGCGUCGAAACCAGUAACUCUGAUUCUAGCAGUUCCCGUGGAGCUGGUGCCUCAAGAGCAGCUCACGGAAAAAAUACGAAUCCAGAUCCCCUCCGACAAGCUUUCGACGAUGUAGUCAUGUCGCCCGUAAUGCGAGCUCACAAUCUAUCUCCCCUUGCUCCACAACCUUCUCGAGUUUCUCCACUUGCUACCGCUAGAGGCCCUCCUGUUCUUCGAGAAGCUGCCGCGGUUGAAGAAGUACAUGCUCCUCAAGUCACAGCCUUACGCACACAGAUUACGGGUAUAUCCAGCACAGACAGUUCUCCGAAGGGCACGAAAGGACCAGAGAAGAAAAAGGACAAGAAGAAGAAAGGCAAACGCAAGGCUAAGGAUAGUGCUGACGCUCCCGAUUCUCCUUAUAUAAAACCAGAACCUCGAUCGCCGUCACCCUAUGGAGUGGUUCCACUGCCUCGUCCACAGAAAAGACAGCGUCAGGCAGGUCAAUAUGCUGCAGAACUGAAUUACGACGAGCCUAGAUACGAAGGGGAGACUGGGAGAGUUGCUGAGCCAUAUAAAGAAGUUCCACUUCGCCGAGAGUACGAACGAGUUGAGGAACACUACGAGCCGGAAGUUCGUCGCCCAGAGCCUGUCUAUCGCCGUGUUGAGAGAGAAGACGAUGGUUACAGGCGAGUUGAACCCCCUGAAGAUGAGUAUCGACGCAUUGAGGGAACUCAGUAUGCAAGACGCCCGCAGUCUCCUGUCUAUGCUCUCCCGUAUGCACCAGCAGAGAUGCGACCAGUCAGAGCAGCUUCUCAUGCUAUUACCGAGCGAAGAGUCUAUGAGGAGCCACGUUACUAUCGUGAACCUCCUGUUAGAGCAAGCGUUCGCCCUGAAGCUGACCGCGAACGAUCAAGAUCUCCCGUCCUUCGAGAGAGAAGAUCACCAAUCAUGCGUCCACCUCCGCAACCUCUGCGACUUGUUAUCGAUGAAUAUGGCCACAAGUUCUAUGAACCAAUCCCCACCAGUUCUGUACGGCAAUCAGUCGCGCCUCCGAUCAGAUAUCGUGAGCCAGAAGUGGUCUAUGAAAGAGCCCCUACCCGAGCCGUCUCUGGUAGAACUCCUACUGAAGUCUACGAAGAUGAUGCUGUGGUCUACCGCAGACCAUCCCCUUCAGUUGCAGCCCCACGACGUGUAGUUACCCAACCGGAAUACGCAAUGCCGCCGCAGCCAGAAUAUCGCGAGUAUCGCCAGAGAGAGUACUCUGUCCGACCAUCUACAAUGGCACCUCCAGAAGGACGGAUAAUGGUACCUCCCGGAGAAGACUAUGUGCCACUCAGAGGGCCAGCAACACGCCAGAUGAGCCACUUUGAGGAAGCGCCUCGAGAAUACAUACGAAGAGCCGCAAGUGUACGACCAGAAGCUGUACGAUACGAACUUCCUAGAGAAUAUGUUGGAAGGAUGCAGAGUGUCCGCCCGACGGAGGUGCCUGCUAGGGAGUACGCUGGAAGUGUACGCCCUGAAGCUCGCAGAGAAGUUGUUCCUCAAGCACAGCGAGAAUUCAGUGUCAGACCUGUUGAUGCCAUGCCUCGUAGAGAGCCGAUGGUAGGUCCAGAGGGUGAGAGAUACUACGAAGAGAUUCCUAGUCGGAGACCAGCUGAGAUCGCUUUCAUUGAGAGACCAAGAGCUAGAGAAGCUUCUGUGCUCGUCUACACCGAUGAUGUGAGGAGGGAAGCUUACAGAUAGGAGGAAAUUCAAGAAUGACACUCCCUUGUGACCACCUACCUUCUGGUGUCUCGUUUUGGUACAAUUUGCACUUAUCAGAUUUUCAGAUUUUCAGACAGUCAGACACAAAGCUGGGUAUAUGUGGAUCCACACGUGCAUCUUGAGAUGUGACAGAUCAUGUGGUCGGCGUGUAUGAAAUUGUAGAAUAGCACAGCGAGGAUUUUAGUAAUAAAAAUUGUAAUAAUAUCUGGCACUGAUCAUUAAUUCUCCAACUCUAGGACUAACUUACCAAAAAAAUGUCAGGUUAAACGUCACCCCAUCCAUUCCUACCAGUGACAGCCGAACCAAAUAGGCAACUCGAAUUUCUGGAGCCGAAUUUAGGUCUGCCAAAG
This is a messenger RNA of Mollisia scopiformis, 3121 nucleotides long. RefSeq lists its product as uncharacterized. Lineage: Eukaryota; Fungi; Ascomycota; Leotiomycetes; Helotiales; Mollisiaceae. The coding region runs from base 150 to 2750 and encodes 866 amino acids. The record is from RefSeq and is a predicted model, not a curated record. The transcript has 2 exons.